CUAUUUAAGUGUUACAGGUGGACACCUGUUUUUCAUCUGACACGAAGGGAAGGCCUACACAUCCAAGACAGAAUGAAGCUGCCUGUGCUGUUCUCUUGUAUCCUGGCGCUUUCUGUCCAAAUCCUGAAAUUUGGGGCUGCAAGAUCUGAUCCAGAUGCAAUCUUGGCGAUUCGCUGUGAGGAAUAUCAUGGAAGAGUUUGCACCCUGGAAUGGGAUCCUUAUUGUGGCACUGAUGGACGGACAUACUCCAAUCUGUGUUUUUUCUGCCAGGGCAAUGGAUUUGAUCCGAAGGGGGCAGCCAAAACAAUUGCUCAGAAGUUGGCACACAGGGGUAAGUGCCAAGGAGUGGUCUGCCCCACGCAUUACGAUCCAGUAUGUGGCACUGAUGGACGUACAUACUCUAAUAAGUGUGUCUUCUACAAGGAAAAUGGGCACAAUCGCAAAGUGAAGGUGGCCCACAAGGGUGAGUGUUAUGUGGUUGAUCCCUGUGUGAUGUAUGGAAGACUUUGCCCCAAGAAAUGGGAUCCAGUAUGUGGCAGUGAUGGACUUGUAUACUCUAAUGAGUGUCGUCUCUGCCAGCAAAAUAGAAUGACUAUGAAGAAAGUGAAGGUGUACCGCAAGGGUUGGUGUUGAAUAUGGCAUGUUCCCUCAAAUGUGUCAAUGUUGGUGUGUGCAUUCCCCAACACAGUGAAUGACAAUCAAAUGCUGGUGAAGACAUAAUAAAAAUGUUUCAAAUUAUGAAUGGUGAA
This is a messenger RNA of Corythoichthys intestinalis (scribbled pipefish), 749 nucleotides long. Its product is annotated as double-headed protease inhibitor, submandibular gland-like. Gene Ontology annotation, molecular function: protein binding. Bases 73 to 633 code for a protein of 186 amino acids. The record is from RefSeq and is a predicted model, not a curated record. NCBI's taxonomy places the organism in Eukaryota, Metazoa, Chordata, Actinopteri, Syngnathiformes, Syngnathidae. The transcript is spliced from 7 exons.